This is a messenger RNA of Spirometra erinaceieuropaei, 1044 nucleotides long. The record is from the annotation of a GenBank genome assembly. NCBI's taxonomy places the organism in Eukaryota, Metazoa, Platyhelminthes, Cestoda, Diphyllobothriidea, Diphyllobothriidae.
AUGGAACGCCGUGUCGGCACCGUCGUGAAGAGACACAGUCUGGUACACCGCUGGUCAGCCGAUUCGUGGAACGUCGUAUCGGCAUCGUCUAAACGAGGCUCCGCCUGGUACGCCUUUGGUCAGUCGGUGGGAUGGAUCUUCGAAUCGGCAUCGAUGACACGCCUCCAUCUGGUGCACCGUAGGAGACCGCGGGCUUACGGCGAUAUCGUAAGCCAUUGGCAAAUUCGAGUCGUUCUUCCACUGCCAAGAAAAUCUUGUGGCCCACAGUGGAGUUCGGCCGCGUCGGCACAUAAAGCAGCCCUAUUCAGAGGAGCACUGCUUCUCUUCGGAGGGGGCCCAAAUAAGCUGGCCUAAAAACUGCUGGGAAACCACGUCGUCUGCAGGCUGACCGUGGUCGCAGAUGAAAAACUCACGGUCGAAAAACCAAAAUCGAAAUAACAACCACAGCGACACUACUCGCUCUCCUCAUCCUACCUCUUCUUCCUUUUCCUCUGCCUAUUCUUCUCCUCCACCAUCUUCUUCUCCACCUCCUUCCCGCCGCACCUAUCGUCGCCAGACUGGCAGGGUGAAUCCGCCCACUCUGGCUACACCUUCUUCUGUAGCGGCCGCCCCAGGGCAGAGCGACGAGACGCGGACGUCGCCUUCGCCAUUCGGAACGACAUCGUGGGACGACUGCCCUGUUUGCCGCGGGGCAUCAACGAUCGCCUGAUGAGCCUCCGUCUGCCUCUCUGGGGAGACAAAUUCGCCACCAUCAUCAGUGCCUACGCUCCGACGAUGACCAACCCCGACGCCGUCAGAGACAAAUUCUACGAGGACCUGCACGUCCUCUUGACGACUGUGUCGAAGGCGCACAAGUUGAUUGUCCUUGGUGACUUCAACGCCCGCGUUGGCACAGACCAUGCAGCCUGGAGAGGAGUGCUGGGUCCCCAUGGUCUCCAAGGCACAAACGACAAUGGUCUGCUUCUCCUUCGCACCUGCGCAGAACACCGCCUCAUUCUGACGACCACCCGAUAUAAUUUGCAUCAAAGAAACACGGGCAAAUGA